Molecule: messenger RNA, 1585 nt
Organism: Musa acuminata AAA Group (dessert banana)
Lineage: Eukaryota; Viridiplantae; Streptophyta; Magnoliopsida; Zingiberales; Musaceae
Exons: 8
Coding region: 242-1378 (378 amino acids)
Molecular function (GO): oxidoreductase activity
Source: RefSeq, a predicted model, not a curated record
UGUCGCGAUUGGGUUGGGUUCGGUUUCGAUGUCGACACCAUCGUUUGGGGCGCGUGCGUGGCCGACCGGAGAACACAUCGCCGCCUCCAGGGGAUGGUGGUACUCCAACAACUGGUAGGACUCGACGCCCCCCUUGCCUGCACUCUAUUCUCCACGCUACGCGGUCCGCUCUCGCUACCGUCUCGUCCCGCCAGGGCUGUAAGCCGCCGACUAGCUCCGGGGGGGGUGGGGGACGCCUGCGAUGUGGCAGCUCGGCGGCCACCGACUCCUCGCGCCGGCGGUGGGGCUCAGGGCCACCUCCACGGCCGCGGUGUCGUCGUGCAGGGCCGUGAUGUUACCGCGGUUCGGUGGGCCCGAGGUCCGCGAGGUGCGUCCGGCCGUCGGCGUCCCAAGUCUAAAGCCGCGGGACGUGCUUGUCCGCUCCCGCGCCGUCUCCAUCAAUCCCCUGGACUUGCGGAUGCGAUCUGGUUAUGGCCGUUCCAUUUUUGAACCACUUUUGCCUCUAAUUAUUGGUCGUGACAUUAGCGGUGAAGUUGCAGCUGUUGGAACUUCAGUUUCUUCACUGACUGUUGGUCAAGAAGUUUUCGGUGCACUACAUCCAACAGCUGUUAGGGGUACUUAUGCAGAUUAUGCCAUUCUCUCAGAAGAUGAGUUGACACUUAAACCACCUUCAGCAACACGUGGAUCAAGACUUGCCAUUGGUUGUUCAAUAUCUUUCAUUGAUAUGUUUCCAGAUGCAAGUGCAAUACCAUUUGCUGCAUUGACAGCUUGGCGUGCUUUAAAAAGUACAGCUCGAAUAACUAAUGGUCAAAGGUUGUUAGUACUAGGUGGGGGAGGAGCAGUUGGACUAGCUGCAAUUCAGAUUGCAGUCGCCGCGGGGUGCAGUGUAUCAGCUACGUGUGGAAGCCAGAGCAUUGAGCGAGUUUUGGCAUUUGGUGCUGAACAAGCCAUUGAUUAUACUGCUGAGGACAUAGAAGUUGCAAUUAAAGGACAGUUCGAUGCUGUUCUUGACACUAUGGGUGUACCUGAAACUGAGAGAACAGGAAUCAAUCUUCUGAAGAAAGGUGGACACUAUAUGAUGCUACAGGGAGAAACAGCUUCUUUAGCUGAUAAGUAUGGGUUGGUCAUUGGUAUUCCCGCUGCCACUACUAUUUUGCUAAAGAAGCAACUUCAGUAUCGAUAUUCUCAUGGAAUAGAGUACUGGUGGACGUACAUGAGGGCUGAUGCUGAAGGUUUAGACGAGAUCCGCAGGCUUUCAGAAGCCGGGAAGCUGAAGAUACCUGUGGAGGAAACAUUCACCAUUGCCAAAGUUAGAAAAGCUCAUGAGGUGAAAGAGAAAAGAAUUAUACCUGGCAAGGUGGUUUUAGAAGUAGACUGAACACGACCCCAGAAACAUACUUUCUGCUCAAAAUGAAUUCUCAAGCCCUUAUUUUCUUUCUUCUCAUUUAUAGUUGGCCAAAAUGUAAUCAAAUCAAAUAUUUAAUUUAGGAAUCAAUUUUUAUUUCCUUACUUAUCAUUCUAAUUUAGGAAAUAUUAAUCUUGUUUUCUUAUUUAUCAUUGCAAAUUAGGAAAUGAUUAUUAAGCA